Messenger RNA from Suillus subalutaceus, 1737 nucleotides. RefSeq lists its product as uncharacterized. Lineage: Eukaryota; Fungi; Basidiomycota; Agaricomycetes; Boletales; Suillaceae. The transcript is spliced from 6 exons. Gene Ontology annotation, cellular component: pericentric heterochromatin. Gene Ontology annotation, biological process: negative regulation of transcription by RNA polymerase II; chromatin organization. The record is from RefSeq and is a predicted model, not a curated record. Bases 1 to 1737 code for a protein of 578 amino acids. Gene Ontology annotation, molecular function: chromatin binding.
AUGCUUCUGAUGCAUCCUUUCAUUCAUGGUCCUCCGAGUCAGCAUAUGCAGACUCAAUUCCAAGGCCCUGCUGGCAUGCCUCCAUUUUCGCUCCAAGGCCCUGCUGGCAUGCCUCCAUCUUCGCUCCAAGACACGCUACUACAUAAUCCUGCCAGUGAUAUGGUCCAUCAAGAGUCAGCCACCACACCAUCAACUCAACAGCAACGCUACCCUGGCGCAAAUAUGGUGGUUCCUACCACGAGCAUUGAUAUCUCUGUACCAUUAAAUACUGGAGUUGUCGGUGGACGUGUCAGCCGUGUCCAAAUCCGCCUUCCUGUCAAUAUUACAUUCGAAGACUUUUUUUCACGCAUUUGUGCAAAGAUGGACCUUGAUCCAGUGAAUGCCGAACUCGGGUACAAGUUUCACAAUGAUCGAGUCCGAGAUGCCCCUCAUCAGCUCUCCAAUGAACAACAGCUUCAAGAGGCAUUUGAGCAGGGCUGUGAUCUCAUCAAACGAGCUCGAAGUCGGCGAGUAGUUCUUGAAAUACAUAACCUGAAACCAGCUUGUCAAGCACCCUCUGCCACUCUUUCUCGUCGUGACGAAGCUGUCAAUGACAACCAAGACCCUCCGACCUGCAUGAGCUUUGCUGCCGAGUUGCAAGAGCUCAAGAAUAAGCUCGACUGCGAGAAGCAUGGCAAAUUCUGCUAUAUCAAUCCUAUUAAUAUCUAUAACCUCACCCUCUGGGCGAAAAAGAUAUUCUUGGCAGAGGCUACCUAUGAUAAACCCCCGGAGAUGGCUGCCUUUCACCAUGUUCCAAAGAAACGUCGAUUAUCUUCAGCAAACGGCCCAUCUGCUAAUAGUGCAACUCCUACUCUUCUGGUCAUUCAUGUCCAUAUUCCACCUGUUACUAAGGAGGCUCUCGGUGAUACUGGUGGCCGCCGUCGAGUCAAUACUUCCCAGGGUUUUGCAACAACUUUCCUUUGCCAUGACGAGGAUGAUGAAUUUAUCACCUACCCUCCCAUCACUGACGUCCUUUGUGAAAUGGAUGUCACGAUGCCACUUUUGCAUAUGUCCCAAUACGAGGAUGAUCUCCUCAAUCAUGGGGUUGCAUAUGUCAAUAGCAUGAUUGGCCUAUCGGAUGAGUUUUUCGUCAAUGUUGUUGGUAUGCCCAUGGGUGUCAUUCGGUCAUUCCUGAAAGUCACUCAUCGACUCAUUCAACACGCCAAGAAGGGCAAAGGAAGGGCCACUAACAAUGAUGAUAAAGAGAACUAUAGUGCUCAGUGCUGCUACAUUGUUGACGAUCAGGAAGAAUUUGUCGUAGAAGAAGUACUUGAUAGCCGACAAUUCCGAGGAAAAGUGCAAUACCGAGUAAAAUGGAAAGGAUAUCCGAUAGAAGAGUCGACAUGGGAGCCAGAAGAAAAUGUUAAAAACUCCCCGAUUCUAAUUGCAGAAUUCCAUAAGAAGAACCCCACGGCUGCCAAACCCAAAAGAAUUCUUGGAUCUAUUCUCGAUAUGGAGGAAUUCAAACAAUGGAGAAAGAAGAACAUCCGACCAUCUUACAUUCACGAUGACGCUCAUCCUAGAGAGGGGGUAAUGUCACGAAUUCCAAACACAAAUCAUUAUUCUUUCUUGAACACUCGUGAAACCUCUAAAGACAUUUGUGAGACAACCGUUAAGUGCCCAUCACAAGCGCCUGUCGUUAGCGCUCAGUCAGCAUCUGUACCGAUAACCUUCAAAGGGCCCAAGACGACGAUCUGA